This is a messenger RNA of Cajanus cajan (pigeon pea), 658 nucleotides long. RefSeq names its product ribulose-phosphate 3-epimerase, cytoplasmic isoform. Gene Ontology annotation, biological process: pentose-phosphate shunt; carbohydrate metabolic process. Gene Ontology annotation, molecular function: D-ribulose-phosphate 3-epimerase activity. NCBI's taxonomy places the organism in Eukaryota, Viridiplantae, Streptophyta, Magnoliopsida, Fabales, Fabaceae. The record is from RefSeq and is a predicted model, not a curated record.
AUGGAAGUGGCACCCAAAAUCGCUCCUUCGAUGCUCUCUUUUGACUUCGCGAAUUUGGCUUCCGAGGCCUAUCGCAUGCUUAACCUCGGUGCCGAUUGGCUCCACAUGGACAUCAUGGAUGGGCAUUUUGUCCCCAAUUUAACUAUUGGUGCUCCAGUUAUUGAAAGUCUGAGAAAGCACACAAUGGGAUAUUUGGAUUGUCACCUUAUGGUUACAAACCUUCUUGAUUAUGUUGAACCCUUGACAAAAGCUGGUGGUUCUGGUUUUACAUUUCAUGUAGAGACAUCAAAAAAUAACUGGAAAGAACUUAUCCAAAAAAUCAAGUCACAUGGCAUGAGGCCUGGUGUAGCAUUAAAGCCUGGGACCCCCAUUGGAGAUGUUUAUCCUUUGGUGGAAGCUGAAAAUCCUGUGGAAAUGGUUCUUGUGAUGACUGUAGAGCCUGGAUUUGGAGGAAAAACAUUUAUACCCGAGAUGAUGGAUAAAGUACGUAUACUUAGGAAGAAGUAUCCAUCACUUGACAUAGAGGUUGAUGGUGGUUUAGGGCCUUCAACCAUAGACAUGGCCGCAUCAGUUGGGGAAAAUUGCAUUGUUGCUGGAAGUUCAGUGUUUAGAGCCCCUUAGCCAGCUCAAGUAAUAUCCUUACUGAGGAAUUCCGUGG